This is a messenger RNA of Lentinula edodes (shiitake mushroom), 4121 nucleotides long. RefSeq names its product glycoside hydrolase family 38 protein. The transcript is spliced from 31 exons. Gene Ontology annotation, cellular component: fungal-type vacuole membrane. The coding region runs from base 478 to 3996 and encodes 1172 amino acids. Gene Ontology annotation, biological process: mannose metabolic process; oligosaccharide catabolic process. The record is from RefSeq and is a predicted model, not a curated record. Gene Ontology annotation, molecular function: carbohydrate binding; alpha-mannosidase activity. Lineage: Eukaryota; Fungi; Basidiomycota; Agaricomycetes; Agaricales; Omphalotaceae.
CUCUGGUUUUUGCUGUCCACACUUUCUACAUUUGGUCAACUCGGCUUUUGUAACAUUGAGUUCCGUCGACCAUCGUACGCCUUCCGUCAAGGGCCUUUCCUUCGACAUAUUUCUUGGUGUUGCCCACAGAAAUCCUUUUCCAGCUACUCGCGGUAAAUCUUCCACGAAUCCCGGGUUUGUUGUCACCACGAGGUAAUAAUGCACAAGCAAGUUGAAAGCAAUCAGGAGGCAGAUGGGUCCGCCGAGCCAUGGGUAAGCCAGCGAAGGCAUGACAACAUCAACUGUGGGAUGAGAGGACUGUCAACGCAAUAGUUUGUGAAGGCUGAAAAAUAUUGUUCGAAUUUACAAAAGCAUAUUGUACCAGCUGAUAUCAAGAUAACAGCAAGUCCAACAAAAAAAGGACCAGCAGCACCUGUUACUCGAUCUCCUAAUCGCUCGAGAGUUUUGAAGCAACGAAAGACUGUUUUAGAACAGAACAUGGUACUUAGCGUACAAGUUGCAAGAAGAAUGAGCUCCCAUCAUCACCAUGAAAGCUCAUCAGGACAGUAUUCAGAACUCAAUUACAGUCCCGGCGCAAAAUGGAUUAAAGGCCUAACGCAGAAUAGGCUUGGAACAUUCCUUGGUGGUCACUUCUCUGAUGUGAAUCUCAGCUCUGUGCUUUUCACUCACCGACUGGACAAUGUAAAGCAUGUUAAGCUCGAAGUGUGGAGUGCCCCAGGCCUCACGAAACCAACAUUUGAGGAGGCUAUGGAACAGAAAUUUAAACCAGCAAAGAAGGGUGAUUCUUUUGGGCCGUCCUGUACCAACCAUUGGUGGAAGGUCUCUGUCACCAUUCCGGAAUAUUGGGAGCAGUAUGAGCGGGUCCAGUUUGAAUUUGAUCCUGGAUGCGAAGCAAUGAUAUACGAUGUCGACGGAACUCCUUUACAAGGCAUCACUGGUGGUUUCGGAGGCGACCGUCGUGUUGAAUAUAUCAUUCCUAUCGAGGCAAGAAUGAAGGGAACCCAUGAGUUUAUCAUUGAAUCUAGUUGCAACGGAAUGUUCGGCGUACCAUGGAAUGGAGACACCAUUGCCCCUCCUGAUAUGAACAGAUAUUUUGCUCUUUCAUCUGCAGAUUUAGUCGUACCUAAUCAGGAAGCGUGGCAUCUGCUUUGGGACUUCUCCACCCUUCGAGAAAUCAUAGACUCAUUACCAGGAAACUCAUCACUGCAAAACAAGGCACUCGUCGUGGCGAAUGAAAUCAUGAACACUUUCAGGAGUGGAGAUGCUUCUGACAUCCGUCGUUGUCGUAAAUUGGCAGAAACUGUUUUCGGUGAAAACUGGCAGGACAAGGGUGAAGCCAUCUACGAGGGGGAUAAACAAGCACAGAUAUGGGGGAUUGGACAUUGUCACAUCGAUACGGCGUGGCUUUGGCCGUACCGCGUCACCCAGCAAAAAGUAGCCAGGUCCUGGGCAACACAGAUUGACCUCAUGGAACGUUAUCCCGAGCAUCGCUUUUCUUGUUCCCAGGCGCAACAAUACAAGUGGCUGAAGGAGCUAUAUCCUCCCCUCUUCGAUCGUGUAAAGGAGCAAGUAUUAGCUCGUAAAUUCCAUCCUGUCGGGGGUAGUUGGGUUGAAAAUGACAGCAAUAUGCCGAGUGGUGAGGCCCUAGUGAGACAGUUUGUAUUUGGUCAAAAGUUCUUCAUGGAGAAUUUCGGGAUCCGCUGCGAGACGGCGUGGUUACCUGAUUCUUUUGGUUUAACGGGAGCAUAUCCGCAAUUAAUUCGGGGAGCAGGAAUGAAAUACUUCUUUACUCAGAAGUUAAGCUGGAACAACAUCAAUGUAUUUCCCCACUCUUCAUUCAACUGGGUUGGUAUAGAUGGCACUCAAGUACUCUGUCAUAUGACUCCUGUUGAUACUUACACUGCUCAAGCUUCCGUUGGAGACAUUCAGAAGGGUCUCACUAAUCAUAAGAACUUGGAAUCCUCUGAUACUUCCCUUUUGGUCUUUGGUAAUGGCGAUGGAGGAGGCGGGCCCUUGGCGAAGAUGUUGGAAAAUCUUCGUCGCAUACGGGCGACUAAUAAUCAUUCCAGGGAUUUACCGCCUAUCAACAUGGGUCACUCAGUUGAUGAGUUUUUCGAACAUCUAAUGGAAAGUACUGCUGCGGGCAAAAAGCUACCUAAUUGGCAUGGCGAGCUAUAUCUAGAGUUUCACAGAGGAACUUACACAUCUCAUGGCUCCAUUAAGAAAGGCAAUCGACAUUCGGAAAUCUUGCUUCGUGAUGUUGAGCAUGUUGCCACUUUGGCAUCGAUCGCCAAAUCUACCGAGUAUACUUACCCCAAAGGAAAGAUUGACGAAUGUUGGGAAAAGGUUUUACUCAAUCAGUUUCAUGAUGUACUUCCUGGUUCCGCGAUCGGCAUGGUUUACGAGGAUGCCGAAAAACUCUAUGCCGAGGUUGCUAAAGAUGGCAAAAGCCUGAUAGAAGAAGCCUUCCAAGUCCUCUUUCCCCACUCUGUUCUCCUGAGUCCGGAGACUAGAUUGCAACCAAACACCUCACUGAACCAAAUCAUUGGCUACAAUACGACCUUCCUUGAUCGUCGAGAAAUCGUCAAAAUUCCGUUGGACGGCGCAUCGGCCGGAUUGAAGACGGCAGUGGCGCAAGUCGACAACAACAACAACGAAGUUGGGUAUGCGAUUAUGGAUAACGGCGUUCUCGAUGCGUCUAUUGCUAAUGGUCUGGACUUACACGCGUCCGCAUACACCAACGGCUCUAAUCAUUUCGUGUUGAGGAACUCCAGCGUGCAAUUGACCAUCUCCAACGGCAGAAUCACAAGUUUGAUCGAUGUCCAGCUUCAUCGUGAACUGAUAGCAGAUGGUGCCACCGGUGGGUUAGUCAUCUUUGAAGACCGACCGAACUAUUGGGAUGCUUGGGACGUCGAGAUUCACCAUCUAGAAACUCCAACGGCCCUGGAAUUCACAAAUAUUUCGGUGGUAGCGCAUGGGCCGCUGCGUGCCUCUGUUCAAGCUCAGGUCAAGUACGGCAAAAGCACGAUCAAAGUCUUGAUUUCUUUGGAUGCAGUUGGUGCUACCGUCAAGCCUGGAUCUCGGUCCAUGUUCAGAUUCGAUGCGGAUGUAGACUGGCGAGAACGACAUCAGUUCCUCAAGUUCGAACUUCCUCUCAAUAUCCACAAUGACAACGCUUAUUACGAAACACAAUUCGGGUAUGUACAGCGCCCCACGCAUAAAAAUACUACUUGGGACAUGGCCAAGUUCGAAGUCUGCGGGCACAAGUACGCUGAUUUGAGCGAGUAUGGAUACGGCCUCGCAAUAUUGUCAGAAUCGAAAUAUGGGUUUUCCUGUCAGGGUAAUAUCUUGCGCAUUUCUCUACUUCGAGCCGCCACUGCUCCAGAUGCUGAGCAAGACCAGGGUGAACACCAAUUCUCCUGGGCUGUCAUGCCACACAAAGGGCAUUUCCUAGAAUCGGAUGUACCAAUGGCAGCGUAUUUGUUCAACUCACCUCUGCAUGUACGUUAUCUUCCUGGGGAUAAAGACGCUAUUGCAGCAUCCUUCACAAACCAUCCUUCAUUCGUAAUUCGAGGAGCCCCGAACGUCUUCCUGGAAACCAUCAAGCGUGGGGAGUACGACGAUUUCGAUACAUCUUCCUCUAACGUAGGUUCUUCUACAACCAUCAUCGCACGAUUGUACGAAGCCUUCGGAGGACAUGCGCGCGCGACUGUAGCCAUCGGCGACCAUUUUUCCGGUCGAGUUGUGAGAGCUGUCGUUACUAACUUGCUUGAGGACGAGGAAGAGGACGAAGAAGUACAGAUUCUGGAUGAGAAUGAUCUUGGACCGGUUUUGAAGUUGGACUUCCGUGGCUUUGAGGUGAAGACGUUGAAGUUGACGUUGCAGGAAAAAGCGUCGAUUCGGACGCAACAGACCAGUCAAAAGAUAAAAAAAGUUACCAGAAGAAGCAGUUGGGUAGAUAUUGACGGUUCUCGACUAGUUACGAGAGAAGAUUAGGUCGUUUUGAACUUCGGAGGUUGGCACAUCUUUCUACGACAGGCAAAAGCAGUUGUACGUGUGUGUGUAUAAUCUAGCGACAUAGUUCUAGUUGAGAAAUAUCAGUAACAAACCUUCAGAAAAAA